Messenger RNA from Oldenlandia corymbosa var. corymbosa, 765 nucleotides. NCBI's taxonomy places the organism in Eukaryota, Viridiplantae, Streptophyta, Magnoliopsida, Gentianales, Rubiaceae. The record is from the annotation of a GenBank genome assembly.
AUGGCCUUUUCCCGCCUUCUUUCUUCCUUGUCUUCGUUGGACUUCUGCCAAGGUGGUCUUAUCGACUGGGCUCUGCCGCCUACCAGAAAAGGCUGUGCUAUUCGUGUCUUCUUCAACCCUGGCCAUUGUGUUGAUAGUCCCAGAAACCCUAAGUCGCACCGGGAAAAGUUAGGGAAACCUGAGAAGGUUUUCGUGAAACAAACCCUAGUUUUAGUCCCACUGGGCGUGCCACUUGACGAAGCUUGGUUUUAUACCGCCGGCUUGGUAGUGGAACUCAGGCUAGGGUUUCCUGCAAAAGAGGGCCUCGAGAGUCUCCCGAGGGUAGACACUAUGAUACUUAAGUUAGAAAAGGGUUUAAAGAACGUAUGGCAAAUCUUUUCCCUUGGUUUUGUUACUGCUCAGAUUCUAAUAAUGAAGCCAAUUCUGUACAGAUUUCCAGUGACAUAUGCCUAUUCCAAGAAGAGGAAUCAAAAGACACAGAAGAAAUUUUUGAGGAUUCUCCCUAUUUGGAUCACUUGUUUAACAUACACUGUCGCCUUAGCUAAGAUCUCGACACUAUUCACCAAGCUAACGGCAACAGUGAAUAGAUCCAUCAGACCAAAUUUGAAUGUACCAGCUGCUAUGCUCAAAACCUUUAUUUCAGUGACAAUUACAAUAUGCAUGACCAUCUACGACAGGAUUUUCGUGCCAGUUGCAACAAGGGUGACAAGAUAUCCAUCCGAUAUAAUAAUGCUACAGCGAAUAGGAACCGAGAUCCAUCCUUAA